Molecule: messenger RNA, 5068 nt
Organism: Alosa alosa (allis shad)
Lineage: Eukaryota; Metazoa; Chordata; Actinopteri; Clupeiformes; Clupeidae
Gene: ctnnd2a
Product: catenin (cadherin-associated protein), delta 2a
Exons: 23
Coding region: 271-4152 (1293 amino acids)
Biological process (GO): cell-cell junction assembly; cell-cell adhesion; dendritic spine morphogenesis
Cellular component (GO): cytoplasm; plasma membrane; nucleus
Molecular function (GO): cadherin binding
Source: RefSeq, a predicted model, not a curated record
UAUAGCCUCGCGCUUUCUCGCCUGCUCAGUGCACACCGCAGUGAUACUGUCUUGUGUUGUGCCUCCCGCUCGAUUUCAGCCAUCCAGCGGAUGCCUCAUCUCUCCUCCAGCACACACUGCAAAUGGUUCACAUCCGUCUGUUGCCGCUCUUGGGAAUGAGAAGACUAUUUUUUUCUCACUAAAUCACGGAUUGAAGGCAGGGUGUCCAGGAGAAGAACAUCGUUCGCCAGGACGUUAUUGUAAUUGUCAUCUUGGCUUAGACGGCGAGUAAUGCCAGUUCCCGAGCAGCCAUCCGACGCUGAAAAGUCCGCCCCACCGAACCCCGUUCUUUCCGCCUCCAACGGCGACGGCUCUGAGAAAGAGACCACCUCCGCCAUCUUGGCCUCAGUCAAAGAGCAGGAGCUGCAGUUUGAGCGGCUGACUCGCGAGCUGGAGGCGGAGAGGCAGAUCGUGGCCACACAACUGGAGAGAUGCAAACUGGGAACUGAGACCGCAGGCAUGAGCAACAUCAGUUCAUCAGAUGAGCAGUAUCGCUGGAACACUGAAGAUGGACAGGAAGACAUCGAGGAAGAGCUGAGCACUGGCCUGGAGCUGGUCGACUCGUGCAUCAGGUCUCUCCAGGAGUCGGGGAUUCUCGACCACCAGGAAUACACCAGUGGCGAAAGCGCAGGACCGAGCUUUCUCUCCCAGAGCUCGCUCCAGCUCAACGCUACUCCGGACGCCGCCGCACUCCACUUCUCUGCAGGCUACCAUAGUAACCAGACCCUCGCCCUGAGCAGCGACACCUCGGCGGCGGCAACUGCCUCAGCAUCAGGACCGACUCCAGAUCAGCAGCAGCAGAGGCAGCCACCAGUUCCGCCGAUUCGCAGCGUGCAGGUUGGAGGAGCCGUUCACAGCUACAACCAGGUCACCUCCAACCGUGCCGCCCAGCUCGCCGCCGCCGGCGACUCGGCCCAGGCCCGCGAGUCGGCAUCUCCGAGCCAUGGCAGCGCGUUCCACCUGCCGGAGUCCCAGCAGCCUUCGGUGGGCCUGUACUACUCCAGCAGCACCCUGCCGGCGCAGCGCGUGAGCUCCCCGCUCUCCAUGCAGGCCGUGGGCUCGUCCUCGCCCACCAAGCUCCAGCUGCAGCAGCGCCUGGGCUCUGUGUCGGACGCCGCCGCGCCCAGCUACGCCACCAUCCAGCGUGCCCCGCCGUCCUCCACCUCCUCCUCCUCCUCGCCCAAGCAGUCGCCGGCGCGCCUGGCCAAGUCCUACAGCUCCAGCUCGCCCAUCAACGCCGGCCACCACCACCACUCGUCCCCCUCGCCACUGCGCGUGGCCUCGCCGCCCAACAGCGUGGGAGGAGCGGGCGGCGGAGGGGGAGGGGGAUCCUCGUCCUCGCCCAUCCACCAGCUCAGCGCGGGAGUGGCCAGCUACGCCACGCUCUCGCCCACCAAGCGCUCGCUGCACUCCUCGGACCAGUACAAGAUCUCGCACGAGCUCUACGCCACCGCCACCCUCCAGAGGCCCGGCAGUCUCGCUGGCUCUAGGGGCUCCUACAGCAGUCAGCACAGCCACCUGGGACCUGACCUUCGACCCCUACAGUCCCCAGAGCACCACAUCGAGCCCAUCUACGAGGACCGUGUCUACCAGAAGGGGCCGAUGAGGAGCCUCAGUCAAAGUCAGGGGGAGCCACUCCCUCCUGGACACACAGGAACCUACCGCACCAACACCGAACUAGUCAACCAGUUCUGCGAUCAGGUCCUGAACUUUCUGCUCUGUCCCUACUUUCCUGCCUUAGCCCCGUCCUCCCCCGGUGUUGACUCCGCUCCCUUGCAGCGCACGGCCAGCCAGAACGCCACGGGCACAUACCCGCGCAGCGCCAACUACGCCGCCGGGCCCGCCACCGCCAACUACGGCGACCCCUACCGCACCCUGCAGUACUGCUCGUCCGUGGAGUCGCCCUACAGCAAGUCGGGCCCCGCCCUGCCGCCCGAGGGCUCCCUCGCCCGCUCGCCUUCCAUCGACAGCAUCCAGAAGGACCCCAGGGAGUUUGGCUGGCGAGACCCAGAGCUGCCUGAGGUCAUUCAGAUGCUCCAGCACCAAUUCCCAUCGGUCCAGUCCAACGCUGCAGCCUACCUGCAGCACCUGUGCUUUGGAGACAACAAGAUCAAAGCAGAGAUCCGACGGCUGGGCGGUAUCCAGCUGCUGGUGGACCUACUGGACCACCGGAUGCCUGAGGUCCACCGAAGCGCCUGCGGUGCUCUGAGGAACCUGGUCUACGGCAAGGCCAACGAUGACAACAAGAUCGCCUUCAAGAACUGCGGAGGCAUCCCUGCCCUGGUGCGACUGCUGCGGAAGACCUCCGACGUGGAGGUCAAAGAGCUGGUCACAGGCGUGCUGUGGAACCUGUCCUCAUGCGACGCCCUGAAGAUGCCCAUUAUCCAGGACGCGCUGGCAGUCCUUACCAACUCGGUCAUCAUCCCCCACUCAGCCUGGGACGCCUCCCCGCACCAGGAGGACCGCAAGCUGCAGCUGCACACCUCACAGGUGCUGCGCAACGCCACCGGCUGCCUGAGGAACGUGAGCUCAGCAGGGGAAGAGGCUCGUCGGCGGAUGCGCGAGUGUGAGGGCCUGACGGACGCGCUGCUCUUCGUCAUCCAGACCUCUCUGGGCAGCACCGAGAUCGACAGCAAGACCAUAGAGAAUUGUGUGUGCAUCUUGAGGAACCUCUCGUAUCGGCUGGCUGCGGAAACCUCUCAGGGACAGCAGAUCGGCACGGACGAGCUCGACGGCCUGCUCUGCGGCGACUCCAACGGCAAGGACGGCGAGAGCUCGGGCUGCUGGGGCAAGAAGAAGAAGAAAAAGAAGCCCCAGGAUCAGUGGGAUGGUGUGGGUCCCAUGCCGGACGCGGCGGACCCCCCCAAAGGGAUCCAGAUGCUGUGGCACCCCUCUAUAGUGAAGCCCUACCUCACGCUGCUGUCUGAGUGCUCCAACCCAGACACGCUGGAGGGGGCGGCCGGAGCGCUGCAGAACCUGGCAGCGGGCAGCUGGAAGUGGUCAGUGUACAUCCGUGCGGCGGUGAGGAAGGAGAAGGGUCUUCCCAUCCUGGUGGAGCUGCUGCGCAUCGACAACGACCGAGUGGUGUGCGCCGUAGCGACAGCUUUAAGAAACAUGGCCUUAGAUGUGAGAAAUAAAGAAUUAAUUGGCAAGUAUGCCAUGCGGGACCUGGUCCAUCGCUUACCAGGCAGCACCAGCAACAGCUCCAGUGGUGGUGGUGGGGGCGGCGGGGGCACGAGUGGCAGCAGCGGUGGAGGGGGCACUGCCAACAGCAGUGGGAGUAAAACCAUGUCGGACGACACGGUGACAGCCAUCUGCUGUGCACUGCACGAAGUCAUCACGAAGAACAUGGAGAACGCCAAAGCACUGCGCGACGCAGGCGGCAUUGAGAAGCUCAUCGGCAUAGCUCGCAGCAAAGGAGACAAGCACUCGCCAAAGGUGGUGAAAGCUGCAUCACAGGUUCUCAGUAGCAUGUGGCAGUACAGGGAUCUGCGGAGUCUCUACAAAAAGGAUGGCUACUCACAGUAUCAUUUUGUGGGCUCUGCCUCCACCAUCGAGCGAGACAGGCAGCGGCCGUACUCUUCCUCACGCACCCCCUCCGUCUCGCCCGUGCGGACGUCUCCCAACAAUCGAUCGGCCAGUGCCCCCGCCUCGCCCCGGGAGAUGGUGAGCCUCAAGGAGCGCAAGACCGACUACGAGUCCACUGGCACCAACGCCAGUUACCAUGGAAACAAAGGCGAGCACACAUCCAGGAAAGACGCCAUGGCAGUGCAAAUCUCCUGUGGAACUUCCACGCUGUACCAGAACGCCUACACAGCUUCUAAUGAAGAGCUCAAACACAACCAGGUUACCGCUGCGCAACCUGCCCCUCAGGAGAGCGUUGUCCGCAAGGACUACGAGACGCUCCCGCCCUUCCAAAACUCCACGCGGAGCUUUGAGGAGGCGUUCCUGGAGGACCAGGUGCACCGUGCCGCACCUGCCGCGGAUCUCAGUAUGCACCUGGGCCUCAAGUCGACCGGGAAUUAUGUGGACUUCUACUCUGCCGCCCGGCCCUAUAGCGAACUCAACUAUGAGACGAGUCACUACCCAGCCUCGCCAGACUCCUGGGUCUAGGGUCUUGGGAGGUUGUGUGUGGGUUUUGUGUGUAUGUGUAUGUUAGUGUGUUUGUGUGGCCAGGGUCGGGGAAUGGUUGUUGGGUGUUUGCGGGUGAGAGAUGCUGAGCACAGGACCAAUCGACUGGUCUUGACAGGUGGGGAAGAGAGGGGGGGUGGCUGACUGUGCAUGUGCAUGCCACAAAACAUUGUUUGUUGAGUUCAGUUUGUUCAAAGCUGGUUUUCCUGGAGUUUGGGCUUCAAGCCACAGUUUAGAAGUCAAGUGAUAUCAGUGAGUCUAGAUGUGCAUGAAGGCAAAUCGAGAUUUUCAGGAGAGGUGGGAAAGACAUGAGCAGAUGAGACAUAAGAAAAGGCACUUAGUAUGAGAGUAGAGUCAUGAGGACAUCCCGUUGACGUAAUGAAGAUAAAGAGAGAAUGACAUGAUGGUAGUACUGCAGCGGAAAAAGUGAGACGAAGCACAAGAAAAUGAGUUGUUUACAAGAUUGGUGGGAACAGCAUUUCACCGUUUCUUUCUUUUUUUUGUACACCAUUCCUUUGAGAGGUGAAAUAAGGCUUCAUCUUAAACUGAUGGAAUGUCAAUCUGUACAAGAAGGUUCUUCCCCAAGCCUUUUUGCUCUAUAUUUUUGUCUUUUUAAUUUUUGAUUUGUACUUUUUUAAUUUGUUGAUGUAAAGUAUUUGGUGUACAUUGCAGAGAUACAAGUGCAUUGUGUAUAUUACACGGAUGCCACGGUCAUCCAGUGGCUUUGGACAUUGUUUAUGGUACAAAAGUAAAGAAAAAAAAGACUUCAAAAUAUGUAUCAAUCAUCAAUGUCCCCUUUCCAGACAAAAGUAUGUUUUAACAGCAAGAAGGACAUGCAUAGCAGUAUUGUUUGUUCUGAUAAUGUGAGUUUGUGGCAACUAAACAAAUGUUUGAAGCA